This is a messenger RNA of Sparassis crispa, 1452 nucleotides long. RefSeq lists its product as hypothetical. NCBI's taxonomy places the organism in Eukaryota, Fungi, Basidiomycota, Agaricomycetes, Polyporales, Sparassidaceae. Gene Ontology annotation, molecular function: protein binding. The transcript is spliced from 6 exons. The record is from RefSeq and is a predicted model, not a curated record. The coding region runs from base 1 to 1452 and encodes 483 amino acids.
AUGAUUAGGGUAAAGAAUAGUACCGUGACUAGAUCUGACGCUCCUGCCACGGUGAUUGUGAACAAGAGCAAAGUUGGUUUCGCCAAACUUCUGGCAAGUCGAACACGCUCGGGAUUACCCGUUGUCGUGCUUCUUCUGUUCGUCAUGGGCGUGGAAUCGAGAUUUGUAUCCCAGGUGCCAAGACUUCCCCCAGAGCUCCAAGACAUGAUCAUGGAUUAUUUACACGAUGACAAGCCGAGUCUAUUAUCGUGUUCCUUGGUCUGCCGCUGCUGGAUAUACUCCAGCCGCCACCACCUUUUGCAGAGCAUUUACAUUAUAGAGGGGAGAUGGGCAGGCCAUGGCGUGGUUCAGUUUGCAUCCUUCCUGGAGGAGCUUGUCAAAGCAGGGCGGGAUCUCCUCUUCAUCCCACACGUGCACGAACUACAUGUCUUGGGAACGAACGGCGACGUGCACACAUUGCAGGUUUUCGAACGUCCGAACGUUAGCUCAUGCGCCAUAGCCAGGAUCCUCACCCGCUUAUCCCGACUGCGCGGCUUGGAACUUGCCGGGCUGCAGCUGCAGAAGUCCGCGCAGAGUAACCUACCCUGCUCCAAGGCCGCGUUCAAACUUAGCAAACUCAGCUUGGCCAUGGUUUCUGGUAGUGGGGAGGAGUCGCUUGAGGACUUUCUCAGCGUUCUCAGACUCUUCCGACACGUCGAGAACCUACGGUUAUCAGGCGUCGAGCUAGAUGUAGAAGAUGAAGAUCAGGAAGGCGUCGCGCGGACGUUGUCCUCCGUCGAGCUCCCAAAGGACAUGUCGAUCAGAUUGCUCGUGCUCGACUCCGAUAGCCCGGGAGUCAAUCUGUUGUGCGAGCUCUUCCGCAGGGUAGUGGCUGUCGGGAUCCUCCAACGAUUAAGGGUGACGUGCCAUGAUCUAGUGGACGUCGCAGCUCUCGGCGAGUUGAUCAACACGACAGGGGUCAUGGACCUGGAACUCCAGUUGAACCCUGGGGUCCUCCAAGGAAUAGGCGGAGUUACUCCAGUCGACUGGAAAGCGUUUCAAUUGUCGUCGUGUCCUUACCUCAAAAGCAUCGGGUUCACCAUCGAUAGUCAAGACCUCGACCUAGUCUAUCACUUGCUCAAUGCCCAAAUCGACAUUCUCUCCAUCAUACCCAGCCAGGUUUCCAUCAUAAUUUUCAUAAUUUACAUCUACGACGGCGAGGCUUUCUUCAACGAUGUGGACAAAACAGAUUGGGCUCGGAUGGAUGCUGUGCUCGAUGAGUUUAGCAUGAAGCACGUGCUGUUUCAGAUUUGCGAUUUGAUGCAGCCUCCUCGCCGCCUUCUGCAAAACUGUCAGGACUUGCUUACAACGAAGUUGCCACGGCUCAAAAAGAGGAACUCGCUCCACUUGCGUUUCUUGGACGCCAGCUCUGAUGUGUAUGAACACUUGAAAUCGCAACAUAGAAACUCUUGA